ACCGGAGGCGGUUGACGCGGUUUCCCCUACACGAUCAUCGAAAUAGAGUAAGCAGUAAGACUGUACUAGCUUCUAGUGUUCUUAGUGCCUUUCUUCUUUGAGGUGUAAGGCGGCCCUCCCGCCGUUCUCCCUCCGUUCGAGAGGGCCAUUCAGAGUCGGUUCGCGAAGCUCUCCGUGCUUGCUGCUUCAGUUUGGCGGGCUUAGCGUCAGUCAACAGUCGUGCGGUACUGCCAACUUCGCGGACACGCUUGGCGGGAACCGGCUCGCGGCAACAACCUACAAGUCCUACAACCCACCCCAAAGUUUAUGUGCGCGUGAAACAUGUCUAUAAAAUCAGACUAUUUGAUGCUUUUACGAUGGUUCAUCGUAAUAAAUAUUGCUGUGAGAGCCCGAGGUGCGCUAUUGGGUGCGCAGUGCCGCUCUAGCUCAGACUGCGCGGUGCGGAACACGCACUGCGAAAACGGACUCUGCGCCUGCGACCCGUACUUCGCUAAAAUUGACAACUCCACGUGUCUUGAGUCAACGCUAUUGGGCUCGGAGUGCGUCGUAUCGGAGCAGUGCACUCUGAAGGUGGCUUACAGUGCUUGUUUGGAAGGCGUGUGCCGCUGCUCCGACGGUCAUCUGCAGUUCAGGAAGCACACAUGUCUUUCUCCUGCACCACCCGGACAUGUCUGCUACAGCAACGAACACUGUCGGCUAUGGGACAGAGAAAGUCAUUGUGAAUUUGUCAUACCCAAUCUCUUUGGUAGAUGCUCCUGCAACGCAUUUUACCGAUUAACCGGCGAUAAAUGUGUGGCACAAAAACCGACCUUGGUCACAGAAGCGGUUGUUGCUGAACAAGAAACCGUGUUAGUGGACGCCAAUGGAACCAUAUUAGAAAAUACUGUGAGCCAUAAAUCGCCCACGGCAUCCGCAUUUGUAAAUUCUGGGUCCGUAGAUUAUUUACGACCAGCAAACACAUUUACAGAUUCGUCAGAAGAUGUCAAGCCUAGUAACUUACCAAUGUUCACGAACAAAAACGAAAUACUAAGCACACAAGAAGAUAGUCCACUAAUGCAAGCUGUUAUGAAAGUUCCCGAACCAACUAAAAAACUGCCGGUGUCAAACCGCAAAGAUGGAGAACCUAAUGAAACCGUUGGUAUCGAUGAGUUGACUGCCAAUUUGCAUGCAAACGAUCAGCCGAUCUAUAGAGUUGUGACGCAACCGUCCUUAGAUAAGAAAAGUAACAAAAAAACCGGAACAUCUAAAGACCAGCAGAAAUACAAAACAGGACACCAGAAGAAAUCAUCUUUGAAAGAUAAACACCGUAUCCGAGCAGAUUCCGUAGCUGAUAUCGGGCCGGCCUCUCUCGGAAUGCCUUGUUUAACCGACUCACAGUGCCAUCUCGUUGAUCCGUACACGCGAUGUCUCAACAAACGCUGUGACUGUGCGUAUCGGACUAAUUCCACUUCGGCGUGCUCAGCGAGAAACAGAGGGUGCUUGCCGGGGACAUUCCAGUGCCGUUCGACUGGGGCGUGUAUCAGUUGGUACUUUGUCUGUGAUGGCCGAAAAGAUUGUCCCGACGGAUCCGAUGAAACUUGUCAAGGUACCGGUAAAGAUGGUACUGGCGAGCGGUGUCCCAUGCACGCGUUCCGUUGCGGCGGCGUGGGUUCUCAAUGCGUGUCGCGGGCGGCGCGGUGCGACGGCACACCUCAGUGCUCCGGCGGAGAGGACGAGAGGAAUUGUCGGGCUACAAGGAGAAAAGGAUGUCCUCGCCAUACGUUCCGCUGCGGAUCUGGGGAGUGCUUGCCAGAGUACGAAUUCUGCAACGCCAUAGUGUCUUGCAAGGAUGGCUCGGAUGAGCCUAAACACCUCUGCAAUGAGCAAUCACGAUGGCGGGCCGCGGAUUUCUGCCCGCUACGUUGCGGGAACGGGCGCUGCAGGAGCACGGCUGUGGCCUGCUCGGGCCGGGACGGGUGUGGUGACAACAGUGACGAGAUUGCUUGCACCGUCUGUAGAUGUCCAGCGCCACAAGAUAAACCUUGAAUUUGAGUGUAGUUCAACGAAUCAUUCUAGUGAACAUUCUUGACUGUGUCGGAUCUCAACUUAUAGUGCAUUUAUUAUUUGUCGAGUGUGAUCGUUCUGUCUCUUAGCAUACAACGCAAUAGCCGAGGCUGCUCAAAUGGUAACACUGCCAUAAGGCGGGUUACCUAAUA
Cydia strobilella is the source of this 2195-nucleotide messenger RNA. RefSeq names its product prolow-density lipoprotein receptor-related protein 1-like. The transcript is spliced from 10 exons. Bases 322 to 2025 code for a protein of 567 amino acids. Gene Ontology annotation, molecular function: protein binding. The record is from RefSeq and is a predicted model, not a curated record. Lineage: Eukaryota; Metazoa; Arthropoda; Insecta; Lepidoptera; Tortricidae.